Molecule: messenger RNA, 1895 nt
Organism: Anopheles bellator
Lineage: Eukaryota; Metazoa; Arthropoda; Insecta; Diptera; Culicidae
Gene: PIG-B
Product: GPI mannosyltransferase 3
Exons: 3
Coding region: 252-1895 (547 amino acids)
Biological process (GO): GPI anchor biosynthetic process
Cellular component (GO): endoplasmic reticulum membrane
Molecular function (GO): alpha-1,2-mannosyltransferase activity
Source: RefSeq, a predicted model, not a curated record
GAGCCGCGUUAGUGGUUUAUUUUCGUCGUCGGCGGCGGUCAACGGUCGUGGUCAUACGCACGCACAGGAACACGCGCUGGAACCCGGCGCAGCUUCUCUACAGUCUCCAAAUCCGGGCCCCCCGCCAAGGGGGCAAGCGCAAACGUAAAGUGAGCACGUGUGUUGUCCCUACUAUUUCGAAUCCGCGUUGGGCCGGCAAAGUACAGUCUCCUCGCACGCACCUCCCUAUAGAGUGACCGCCGCGUGUGUGCAUGUGUGUGUGUGUCCGCGGUGAAGCAACAGUCCAAAAAAGAAAGUUUUUGAUCCGAUUAAAGCCGAGAAUGGAAGCGGGAAGAAUGUUUUGGUUUUUUGCCGCAUUGCGCGUCGCUUCGGUGUUCCUUGUGGCGACUUUUUUCGCGCCGGACGAGUACUGGCAGAGUCUGGAGGUUGCGCACCGUUUGGCCUUUGGAUAUGGCCACUUGACAUGGGAAUGGACCGCUGGCAUCAGAAGCUACCUGUAUCCGGUGUUCAUUGCCGGGCUGUACAAACUGCUGGCCCUGCUCAGUCUGGAUUCCGUGGAGCUGCUCACCAUCUUGCCGCGUGUCCUGCAGGCGUUGCUCAGCGCGUACGCCGACUAUCGGUUCUACGUGUGGUCAAACAAGAGCAAGUGGUCCGUCUUUCUGCUCGCCACCUCCUGGUGCUGGUUCUACGUCGCAUCCCGCACGAUGGCCAACACGCUCGAAACGGCCGUUACGAUGAUCGCACUCAGCUUCUUCCCGUGGGCCUCGGAGUCUACCACGUUCCUGGUGCCCGUGGCGGUGUCGUUCUUUCUACGGCCCACUUCCGUCAUUCCCUGGGUACCGCUGUGUGUGUAUCACAUCAAAAAGUCUUCCCACCCAACCUGGGAACUGCUGCUGAAACGGUACCUUCUUGUCGGGCUGCUGGUCGGAGUGGUAAACAUCGCCGUCGACAGCUACUUCCACGGUGCGUUCGUCGUUACGGCCUACGAAUUCCUUCAUCAUAACGUGCUGCAGGGCGUUGGAAGUUUCUACGGCGAGCACCCGUGGUACUGGUACGUGUCCACCGGCUUGCCCAUCGUGCUCGGGGUCGGAAUCGUCCCGUUUGCCCUGGCGUGCUACGACACGGUACGCAACCGCCGGGUGUACCCGCAACGCAUGGUGUUGCUUUCGUCCGUCCUGUCCACGGUGGUGGUGUACUCGGUGCUUUCGCACAAAGAAUUCCGCUUCCUACUGCAGGUCCUGCCAAUGUGUCUGUUUGUAUCGGCCGAUUAUCUCUCGCGCUGGAGUCGCAAAGCAUCGAGCAAACUGAUUUGGUUCGUGGCGCUCUUCAUAGUGACCGUCAACGGGCUGAUGGCAGGGUACUUCGGACUCGUCCAUCAGCGCGGCACACUGGACGUGGCAUCUUACCUCGGGUCGACCACCGGCGAGUAUCGCGAUGAGUACCGAAAUGAAGCGAAAAUCCUGUUCCUCAUGCCGUGCCACUCGACCCCGUUCUACAGUCACGUGCAUCAGAACGUGACGAUGCGUUUCUUGCGCUGCGAGCCGAAUCUACAGGGACAGGAGAACUACGUCGACGAGGCGGACCAGUUCUACGGCAAUCCGAUGGGAUGGAUCCGUCGGAAUCUGCCAGUUCAUCCGCGCAGCGCUCUCCCGACGCACGUCGUUGCGUUCGAUGUGCUUGAGCCGCAAAUCAAGGAUUUCUUGUCGAUCUACCACGAGAAAGCUUCCUUCUUCCAUACGGACUAUCCCACGGAACGGGUCGGCCAGUACGUAAAGGUGUACGAACGGUUCGACCCGAAUGCUGCUCCUACGACGACCACCACCACGGCUGCUCCGUCUUCAGCUGCGGAGGACGAUGACCAACAGUACAAUCCCGACGACGAAGAGGCUGUGUAG